This is a messenger RNA of Bombyx mandarina (wild silkworm), 2273 nucleotides long. It is a transcript of the gene Vps4, whose product is annotated as vacuolar protein sorting 4. NCBI's taxonomy places the organism in Eukaryota, Metazoa, Arthropoda, Insecta, Lepidoptera, Bombycidae. Gene Ontology annotation, biological process: endosomal transport; vacuole organization. Gene Ontology annotation, molecular function: ATP binding; ATP hydrolysis activity. The record is from RefSeq and is a predicted model, not a curated record.
UUCUUGUACGUGACAGACAACGAAUUUUAUUGAAUUUUAUUGAAUUAGUAGGUACAUAAAUUCAUAUUUGCCUUGUUUUCUUAUAAUAAUAGCAGCGAAUAAUUGCGUCAAAGAUACAGCUGAGCAAUUUUUUGCACCAUAAUUGUGGUGAAUUUAAAAAACAAUGACAUCAUCAAAUACCUUACAAAAAGCUAUUGAUCUUGUCACUAAGGCUACUGAAGAGGACAAGAACAAGAACUAUGAAGAAGCAUUACGUUUAUAUGAGCACGGUGUAGAGUAUUUUCUUCAUGCAGUAAAAUAUGAGGCCCAAGGUGAAAGGGCAAAAGAAAGCAUUCGUGCAAAAUGCCUUCAAUAUCUUGAUAGAGCUGAAAAAUUAAAGGAAUAUCUCAAAAAAGAUCAAAAGAAAAAACCAGUAAAGGAUGGGGAAUCCAAAAGUGAUGAUAAGAAGAGUGAUAGUGACAGUGAUUCUGAUGAUCCAGAAAAGAAAAAACUACAAGGGAAACUUGAAGGAGCUAUUGUGGUAGAGAAACCUCAUGUGAAGUGGAGUGAUGUAGCUGGUCUAGAAGCCGCUAAGGAAGCAUUGAAAGAGGCUGUAAUUCUACCAAUAAAAUUUCCACAUUUGUUUACUGGCAAGAGAAUACCAUGGAAGGGCAUCUUAUUAUUUGGACCCCCUGGUACUGGUAAGUCAUACUUGGCAAAGGCUGUGGCUACUGAAGCAAACAAUUCAACAUUCUUCUCUGUUUCAUCAUCUGAUCUGGUUUCUAAAUGGCUGGGUGAGUCGGAGAAGUUGGUAAAGAACUUAUUUGACCUUGCUCGACAACAUAAACCGAGCAUCAUCUUUAUUGAUGAAAUAGAUUCACUUUGCUCUUCCCGUUCAGACAACGAAUCUGAAUCGGCUCGUAGGAUCAAGACAGAAUUCCUUGUUCAAAUGCAAGGUGUUGGUAAUGAUAUGGAUGGCAUUUUAGUUCUUGGUGCCACAAAUAUACCAUGGGUCCUUGAUUCUGCUAUUCGAAGGCGUUUUGAGAAGCGUAUUUACAUUGCUCUGCCAGAAGAACAUGCCCGUCUUGAUAUGUUUAAGUUGCAUUUAGGCAACACAAGACAUCAACUGUCUGAACAAGAUAUGAAAUUAUUAGCGGCUAAAAGUGAGGGAUAUUCCGGUGCGGAUAUCAGCAUUGUUGUCCGUGAUGCACUAAUGCAACCUGUACGUAAAGUACAAUCUGCCACACACUUUAAAAAAAUAUCUGGUCCGAGCCCAACUGAUCCUAAUGUUAUUGUCAAUGACCUUCUGACGCCAUGUUCGCCUGGUGACCCAGGAGCUAUAGAAAUGACCUGGAUCGAUGUGCCUAGUGACAAACUUGGCGAGCCGCCAGUUACAAUGUCAGACAUGUUGAGAUCUUUAGCUGUUUCGAAGCCUACUGUAAAUGAUGAUGAUAUGGUAAAAUUGAGGAAAUUCAUGGAAGACUUUGGUCAGGAAGGAUAAGCUUAAAUUUGUUUUAAUGACAAAUUACGUCUAAAUAAUUAUAAUUACACAAAAUAUGAAUAUGUUAAGAAGUUGAAAGCACAGUGCCUAAUAUUUUGAUUGCUUCCGUUUUGUCAUUGUCAAAAAAAAAAAACGAAAGAAAGAAACAAUUGAAAUUCCACGAUUUUAUUAUUAUUUGUAAGUAUUGCUAUAAAUACUGGUUUUUUAUUUUUAAUAUUGAUUAUUACUAACACUAAAAGCACAUACUCUUUCUGAAAAUAGUAAAAUAAAAUUUUGGCAUUAUCAAUGUUGUAAAUGUAAAAGUUUAAAAAACUUCAUAUAAUCGUGAGUUGCUUGUCAAUAUUGAAUUGUAGGUAUUUAUAUAUUUGUAAGUAUGUAAUGAAGACCUGUAAUCUCUAGCUUCGUCCGCUAACUUUUUGUUGCUAAAGUAAUGCCUACUACACAAUAUAGAACGAAUUUUUGAAGUUUGAUCUUUGUGGAUUUUAUUUUUGUGACAUGACAGGGUUAUCAAAUUUGCGAAGUUCAAGAAAUGCUCACGAAUAUUGUAAAUAAAAAAUUAAAUUGUUUUCUUUUAUCAAGAAUGAUUGUGUUUAGAAGCCCUGCUGCCAUGUACACAUAAUUACAAUAAAUUAUUUACUCAGUACUAAUUUUCGUAUGUUAUAUUUUUAUAAUAUAUCCAGGGAUGUUUAUCUUAUUUCAGUGGAAUAAUUUACUAUCCCGUAUAAUUUUGUUGUAACCUAAAAUGUAUAAAAAAUGUAAGUAAAUUUUAAAAUAAACAACAAUAGACAAGGUC